This is a messenger RNA of Hordeum vulgare subsp. vulgare (domesticated barley), 259 nucleotides long. Its product is annotated as 40S ribosomal protein S20-like. The record is from RefSeq and is a predicted model, not a curated record. Gene Ontology annotation, biological process: translation. Gene Ontology annotation, molecular function: structural constituent of ribosome. Gene Ontology annotation, cellular component: ribosome; cytosolic small ribosomal subunit. The transcript has 2 exons. NCBI's taxonomy places the organism in Eukaryota, Viridiplantae, Streptophyta, Magnoliopsida, Poales, Poaceae. Bases 1 to 234 code for a protein of 77 amino acids.
AUGAAGUCGGGCAAGCUCGGGUUCGAGGGCUCCCAGGAGGUGCAGCACCGGAUGCGCAUCACCCUCUUCUCCAAGUCCGCCAAGAACUUUGAGAAGGUGUGCUCCGGUCUGGUGAAGGGCGCCAAGGAGAAGCAGCUCAAGGUCAAGGGCCUCGUCAAGAUGCCCACCAAGGUGCUCAACAUCACCACCAGGAAGUCCCCCUGUGGAGAAGGUAGUCGCCUACCACUCAUGUGAUCUAAAAUAACAUUAUGUAAAACAA